Messenger RNA from Diospyros lotus (date-plum), 904 nucleotides. RefSeq names its product protein DMP2-like. Lineage: Eukaryota; Viridiplantae; Streptophyta; Magnoliopsida; Ericales; Ebenaceae. The record is from RefSeq and is a predicted model, not a curated record. Gene Ontology annotation, biological process: endomembrane system organization. The transcript has a single exon. The coding region runs from base 45 to 707 and encodes 220 amino acids.
UCUCUCUCUCUCUCUCUCUGAGCAUUACAUUUACAUAUAUAUAUAUGCAUGUAAGUUCAUUCGUGUUCCAACAAAUUAAGCAUAAUCAUCAGCAAGGCACAAGGCGCAAUUCGAUCAGGAGAGAAACUAAAGGCAACCAAACCUCUCCAAUGGCGAAAACCAGAACAUCUUCUAAUUCAAGCAUGAAAGACAAGACCUUCUCAAGCUUAGGCAGCCUCAUCCGGCUGCUGCCCACCGGCACUGUCUUCCUCUACCAGUUCCUCAAUCCCCUCCUCACCAACAACGGCCACUGCUCCCCCGCCAACAAGUACCUCUCCACCGCCCUCAUCGCCACCUGCGGCCUCUCCUGCUUCCUCUCCACCUUCACCGACAGCUACGCCGACUCCGCCGGUGCCAUCCACUACGCCAUCGCCACCUUCACUGGCCUCUGGCCUGCCUCCCCGCCUCCCGCCAACGUCUCCUCCUACAAGCUCCGUCCCGGCGACUUCGUCCACGCUUUCUUUUCGCUGAUUGUAUUCGCCGUGGUGUCUCUUCUGGACUCCAACACCGUGCGUUGCUUUUACCCUUCCUUUGAGUCUACCGGGAAGGUUCUGCUCAUGGUUUUGCCGCCCGCUAUCGGCGCCGUUUCUGCGUCUGUUUUCAUGCUGUUCCCCAACAAACGCCAUGGCAUUGGGUACCCUUCAAGCCCGGCCGACGAUGACUCUUAAUUAAUUAGUUAAUUUGAUACGUAUAUAUAUAAUUAUAUGUGUGUUGUGUGUUCAGAAAACAGGAGGGAAGAUGACGAGGAGGGUGAUUUUCUCUUUGUGGAUGCGUAUUGUGUUUAGAUAUAUAUAUGUUGUGGUUGUGUGUGAAUAAAUCAAUUCUUAAUAUGUAAAUCAAAAAUAUUCAUAUUGAUAUAUAUUGU